AUGGCUGCCAACCAAAAGAUUGUGUUUGCUCUCGUGUGCCUAUUUUUGGCCUGUGAUUUAGGAUUGAGUCAGCAGCAGGCUGCCAACAGCUCAGAGGCGGAGUCAGAUGUGGCUGAGAGUCGCACCUUUGGCCACCAUUUCCUGCGUCGCAUCAGCUUUGCCCUGGUCCCUGGUGCCUUUGUGGUGGGCGUUAUUACCACCCUCUUGGCGGCCUUGACAGUGGUCUCCAUCAAGGGUCUUGGUGUGGGUGUUAUUCUGCUGGUGCUGGCCAUCGGUCAGAUGCUGUCCCGCGCUCUCCCCGUCCAAGCAGCAGCCGCCUAUGCCGCUGCUCCCGUUCCGGCUCCAGUGCCCGUGGUCUACUCCCACUCUCACACCCAGCAGCCCGUGUGGCUGGAGAAGGAGUGGUAA
Molecule: messenger RNA, 408 nt
Organism: Drosophila serrata
Lineage: Eukaryota; Metazoa; Arthropoda; Insecta; Diptera; Drosophilidae
Gene: apn
Product: apnoia
Source: RefSeq, a predicted model, not a curated record